Beauveria bassiana ARSEF 2860 is the source of this 1074-nucleotide messenger RNA. Its product is annotated as aquaporin. Lineage: Eukaryota; Fungi; Ascomycota; Sordariomycetes; Hypocreales; Cordycipitaceae. The record is from RefSeq and is a predicted model, not a curated record. The coding region runs from base 1 to 1074 and encodes 357 amino acids. Gene Ontology annotation, cellular component: plasma membrane. Gene Ontology annotation, molecular function: water channel activity. The transcript is spliced from 2 exons. Gene Ontology annotation, biological process: transmembrane transport.
AUGAAGCACAUCAUCCAGCCCGUGUACCCGCGCCAACUGGUGUCGGCGAUCCCCAACAAGAUUCGAAACCACUUUGUCGCCGCCAUUGGCGAGUUCGUCGGCACAUUGCUCUUCCUCUUCUUCGCCUUCUCCGCCACCCAGGUCGCCAACGCCUCCCUCAAAGGCAACCGCGCUGCGCAGCAGCAGGGCCAAGAGGCCGACGAACAGCACGCCAUUGCUGACAGCCCCGAUACCGCAACACUGCUAUUCAUUGCAUUGGCCUUUGGCUUUAGUCUCGCUGUCAAUGCCUGGGUUUUCUUCCGCAUUAGCGGAGGUCUCUUCAAUCCCGCCGUCACUUUUGGUCUAGUACUCAUCGGCGCUAUGGGACCUGUGCGUGCUUUCCUCAUCUUUGUCGCUCAAAUACUUGGUGCGACUGCUGCUGCUGCUUUUGUCCAAGUGCUGUUCCCUGGCGAAAUGCGGAUUGCGACGGCUCUCGGUGGCGGGACGAGCGUCGCGCAGGGCGUUUGGAUUGAGGCUUUCCUAACUGCCGAGCUCGUCUUCACCAUCAUCAUGCUCGCCGCCGAGAAGCACAAGGGCACCUUUCUCGCCCCUAUUGGUAUAGGCCUGUCGCUCUUCAUUGCUGAAAUGACGGGUGUAUACUUCACUGGCGGCUCCCUCAACCCCGCGCGCACUGUUGGCCCCUGCAUCGUCCUGCACAGCUUCCCGAGCUACCACUGGAUCUACUGGGUCGGACCUGGUCUUGGCAGUGCUCUUGCGGCCGGCUUCUAUCAUCUCAUCAACAUCCUCGAGUAUGAAACGGCCAAUCCUGGACAAGACUUUAACGAAAAAGAAAUGGAUCGCUUCGUCUUUGACGAGGAGGCUGCCAAUACGCGCGCUCACGUCGUGCGCCCUGACGCUGUAGACGUUCUCGAGGUUCUCGAGCCUAUAGUGUCUCCGAUAGUUAGCUCUGGUAAUUCGGCUGAUCCGCUCCGUGGCCGAUCUCCUGUCAGCCGCACAUCACCUGAUCCUCCUAGUCUCACUCUACCUUUCUCACAAGUUGAAACUGCCCCUAUCGGCCCAAUCAAGGUGGAAUAA